CUUCAAAAUGGCAUCGAAACGUCGAUAUUUUAAUGUUUUGUAACGUAUAUUCUAUUGGGGACAGAUGAUAAAGUUUGAUAUUUAAAAAAAACAACAGCUUGAGUUCUGCUUUGGUCGAUGAUUGGUUGAGAUCCACCGCAGCUGGGCUCUGACCUUGUCGUGUUGGCUAGGCAACUAGCUAACUGCGAGACCUUCAGCGGACUCUUGCUCUUUCAACACACAGACAGAAAGAUGGCUGGGAAACGUGCAGCAUUGAAAGCCAUUGACUGGUUGGCCUUUGCUGAGAGGGUUCCCCCCAACCAGAGGGCCAUGUUCAACAACCUCAAGACUCGCUCAGACGCCAUCGGUGCCAAGCUGUCCUCUCUGCCAGAGAAGCCUGUUACCAUCGACUGGAGCUUCUAUAAGACCAACGUGGCCAGAGCCGGCAUGGUGGCUGAGUUUGAAUCCAAGUUCUCAGCCCUGACCAUCCCUGAGCCCAAGGACACAGCCACAGCCGCCAUCAACACACAGGAGGCCGAGGCGAACAAAGCUGCUGUUGCCUACGUGGAGGCUUCCAAAGCUCGUAUUGGCCAGUAUGAGAAGGAGCUGGAGAAGUUCCAGAACAUGAUUCCCUUCGACCAGAUGACCAUCGAUGAUCUGAACGACACGUUCCCUGAGACCAAGCUGGACAAGGAGAAGCACCCAUACUGGCCUCACAAGCCCAUCGCUGAGCUGUAAACUGGCCCCCGGCGCUUCCUAGAUCAUAUUAUACUUUCCUCUGAUGAAAGGUUGUAUAGUGUCCUAUGUAUAAAGUCAAGUCCUGUUUCAUCGACAGACAGUUUUGUGAAAUAACUGCUUAUUGUUAUUGAGCGACUGAGAAAGGUCAUCCGGUCCUUUGAAUGGAAAUAAACAUUUAUGGAAAUUGAA
Oncorhynchus gorbuscha (pink salmon) is the source of this 906-nucleotide messenger RNA. Its product is annotated as ATP synthase subunit d, mitochondrial-like. Gene Ontology annotation, molecular function: proton transmembrane transporter activity. NCBI's taxonomy places the organism in Eukaryota, Metazoa, Chordata, Actinopteri, Salmoniformes, Salmonidae. Gene Ontology annotation, biological process: proton motive force-driven ATP synthesis. The record is from RefSeq and is a predicted model, not a curated record. Bases 232 to 717 code for a protein of 161 amino acids. The transcript has 6 exons.